UGCAUUCCCUCCAACUCGAUCACAUCUUCUUCCCCUCUUUCCUAGAGAGAGAAUCAACUUACGAAUGACUCUUAAUUGGGAUUUCAUGGCGAUUUCUAGUUCCUCAAAGCAUGCUGUAGUUAUCUUUGUCGCUGUAAUACUGUUGAGCAAUAGAGCAAACUGUGAUGAUUCUCUACAUGCCAACAAGGGGAACACCUGCCUAGAGAGUGAAAGGAGAGCUUUGAUUGCCAUCAAGAGCGAUAUGUAUGAUCCUGGCGAGUGGUUAUCUUCAUGGACAGGCUAUGAUUGCUGCAAGUGGAGAGGAGUUGCUUGCGACAAUGGUACUGGUUAUGUCACUAGGCUUGACCUUCACUAUUCCGAUGAAUAUAAUCCAAGGGGGGAGAGUAUCGGUGCGAGUAAGGUAAAUCCUUCUCUACUCGAACUGAAGCAUUUGAAAUACUUGGAUUUGAGCUUCAAUAACUUCGCAUAUGCGCAUGUGCCCCACAUGAUUGCUCCACCAAAUUAAUUUGAUUCCUACUCUACAAGUGUUGCUUUUGGGGGAUGCAGUUCUCCCAAAUGUUCCACCUUCUUUACCCACAUUUAACCUCACAUCCCUCACCAUGCUCGACCUCCAACAGUAUGAAUGGAACAUCAGCGCUUCCAUGUUGAGGUGGUUGUCUCAUGCCAGUAAUCUUGAACACCUCGAUCUAUCUAGAUGCUGGAGGGUGUCUGAUGCCGAGGCACUUUCAAUUGCUUUGGGAUCUCUGCAUAAUUUGAGGAAGCUAUUUUUGGUCGAUACUCAAAUAGCAGGAGAACUUUCUACAAUUCUGAAGAAUGUUAGCAGAAUGUUGCAAUAUUUAGAUUUGCGACGGAAUUUCUUAUUAUCUGGAGAAAUUUCAACAAUUUUGUCGAUCCUUCCGCACCGACUGGAGUUCUUAGCUUUAGACAGUAAUAAAAUCUAUGGGAGAAUCCCAGAGAUGUUAGGGAAUUACACAAGCUUGAGACACUUGAGUAUGUUCCACACUCAAGUAACUGGAGGUAUUCCGAGAACAAUAGGGAAACUUAUCCAUUUGGAGUAUCUUGAUUUGUCUGGAAAUGAUAUAACAGGAGAGAUGCCAUUGAACGUAGGAAACCUUACAAACUUGGAAGAGCUAAAUUUGAUCGAAACCAGCAUCACAGGAUUGAUACCAGAGAGUCUUGGUAAUGUUAUUUCCUUGAAAUAUUUGAAUUUGUUUGGAAAUAAGAUUACUGGAGAAAUACCAAAAACUUUGGGGAGUCUUCAAAAUAUGCUAAUAUUAGAUUUAAAUGGCAACUUUCUCAUCGGGCAAAUACCAAUAACAAUUGGCAAAAUUUUCAACCUGCGUUAUUUGGAUGUAUCAGAGAACAACUUAACUGGAGAAAUACCAAAGACAUUUGGGCGGCUAUGCAACCUAAGAGUGCUAUGUUUGUCAUCAAACAAUAUUAAUGGAGAGUUAACAGAUGUACUUGAUGGCUUAUCCAAUUGCUCGCAAGGAGCGAUGCUAUCACACUUAUUCAUUGCUGACAAUGAUUUGAGUGGAAUUAUUCCUUCCAACCUUGGACUGUUAGCUCAAUUAGAGGGACUGGACCUCUCCUCAAAUUCUCUACUAGGUAACAUGACUGAAGCUCAUUUUUCUCGGCUUACAAGAUUGGAGUACUUGAAUAUAUCUUUUAACUCCUUGAAUGUCAUUUUUCCAAAUGAUUGGCAUCCCCCUUUUCAUGUUGAUGAAAUUGAUAUGAGUUCCUGUCAUUUGGGAGGUACCUUUCCUUCAUGGAUCCAAUCCCAAAUGUUUUUGAAUUCACUGUAUCUUUCUGGAGUAGGACUCUCAGGAACAAUUCCACUCUGGUUCUCAAACUUCAUUCCAAACACUAGUCUUGAAUAUCUUGACUUAAGUUCAAAUAAUUUGACUGGUCUAAUACCUUCUACUCUUUCUCCAUUUACUGAUCUUUCAAACAACUCAUUUGAAGGGCCAAUUCCAACGAACUUAGCGAUUACAGACUCUGCUCAAAUUUUAGUGUUGUCUAAUAACCAUAUAAAUGGUAGUUUUCCACCCUUCUUGUGUAAUUUAACUUCCAUAUUUUUCAUUGAUUUGUCUAACAAUCACUUAUCUGGUACAUUCCCACAUUAUCAAAACUCAUUUCCUCAUGCAUUAGAGUAUCUACAUUUGAACAAUAAUAGUAUCUUAGGACAAUUUCCUUCUUUCCUAAAAAAAUAUAAAUUGUUAAUCACUCUUGAUCUCGGUGAAAAUAAAUUAUCGGGCAAAAUACCAACAUGGGUUGCAUAUCUCACUUCUCUACAAAUUUUGCGUUUGAGUUCAAACUCUUUCGCCGGUGUCAUCCCAGUAAAUAUAGGAUACCUAGCUUCACUUAAGGUCUUGGAUCUUUCUUUCAAUAAAUUAUUUGGUAAAAUACCUUUAUCUGUAGGACAUUUCAGGGCUAUGUUUCAAGAUUAUACCAUUUCUAACCCAUGCCAUGAUAAUAAUCUUCAAUGUGCAACGACAAAUAUGGGCUCUUAUAUACCAAAGGAUAAGAUCCUAAUAACGGCCAAAGGAUCAACCAAUGAAUACAUUAGAAUUCUCUCCCUCGUGACUAGCAUAGAUCUAUCUCACAAUAAUCUUUCUGGUGAAAUCCCAAAUGAGAUGAUGAUGCUCCGUGGUCUACACUUCCUGAGCUUGUCCAACAACCACUUGACUGGUAUAAUUCCUGAAAACAUUGCCGUCUUGACAGAGUUAUUUUCUCUUGACUUGUCAAUGAACAAUCUCACCGGCACAAUUCCCUCCAACUUAUCUGCUCUAAACUUUCUCAGACACUUGAAUCUCUCUUUCAACAACUUGUCGGGACAAAUCCCAACAGGGAAUCAAUUUUUAACCUUCAAUGACCCUUCAAUAUACGCCGGCAACAAAGACCUUUGUGGUUGGCCACUACCCAAGUGUCCUAGUAAUAGAGCCCAGCAAGGUCGACUUCAUGCAAGAGAUAAUGAUGAUGCUGGUAAUGGCGGCAAGCUUGAAAAAGUUUUGGAUUAUGCCUUCAUUGCUAUGGGGUUUAUAAUCGGAUUUUGGGCAUAUUGGGGCACAAUGAUCAUGAAAAUGUCCAUCAGAAUUGCUCUCUUCCAGAUGGUGGACAGGAUUUACGACUGGAGCUACGUGCAACUCGCACUGAAGUUUGGAAGGUGAAGACAAAGGGGCAAAGAUGAAAUUGAUAGCCUUAUAAUUUGCUGAUUGUACUUUCCCAUCAAAGAUAAACUCUCCAGCUUGUAUGUUGCUCUACUAGCUAGAAUAUGAAUAAUAGUGUUAUUUCUGUUGUC
Molecule: messenger RNA, 3301 nt
Organism: Zingiber officinale
Lineage: Eukaryota; Viridiplantae; Streptophyta; Magnoliopsida; Zingiberales; Zingiberaceae
Product: receptor-like protein 19
Exons: 1
Coding region: 600-3170 (856 amino acids)
Molecular function (GO): protein binding
Source: RefSeq, a predicted model, not a curated record